CGCCGGGACUGUCCAGGAAGGCGCCGCGAGGCAGGAGCCCGCAGCCAGAGCAGCCCCGGAGCAGAAGCAGCCGCCGCCGCAGUCCGCGGAGCCCAGCCAACCGGCCAAGGCGUUGUCGAUGCCGCUGAACGGGUUGAAGGAGGACGACAAAGAGCCCAUCAUCGAGCUCUUCGUCAAGGCUGGCAGUGAUGGUGAAAGCAUAGGAAACUGCCCCUUUUCCCAGAGGCUCUUCAUGAUUCUUUGGCUCAAAGGAGUUGUGUUUAGUGUCACAACUGUUGACCUGAAAAGGAAGCCUGCAGACCUGCAGAACUUGGCUCCGGGGACCCACCCACCGUUUAUAACUUUCAACAAUGAGGUCAAAACGGAUGUAAAUAAGAUUGAAGAAUUUCUUGAAGAAGUCUUAUGCCCCCUCAAGUACUUAAAGCUAUCACCAAAACACCCAGAAUCAAAUACUGCUGGAAUGGACAUCUUUGCCAAAUUCUCUGCAUAUAUCAAGAAUUCAAGACCAGAGACUAAUGAAGCAUUGGAGAGGGGUCUCUUGAACACACUGCAGAAACUGGAUGAAUAUCUGAAUUCUCCCCUCCCUGAUGAAAUUGAUGAGAAUAGUAUGGAGGACAUUAAGUUUUCCACACGUAAAUUUCUGGAUGGCAAUGAAAUGACACUAGCUGAUUGCAACCUGCUGCCCAAACUGCACAUUGUCAAGGUGGUGGCCAAAAAAUAUCACAACUUUGAUAUUCCAAAAGGAAUGACCGGCAUCUGGAGAUACUUAACUAACGCGUAUAAUAGGGAUGAGUUCACCAAUACCUGCCCCAGUGAUAAGGAGGUUGAAAUAGCAUAUAGUGAUGUAGCCAAAAGACUUACCAAAUAAAAUAGCACUUACGAGAGAGAUGUCUUCACAUCUUCCCCUGACUAAGAACAUACUUUUCCUAACAGACUGCUCCUCUUCCUAUAAAGUAGAGACUUUAUUUUGCACAAACAUGCAGUUAUUCCAGAUUAGGAUAAAGGAUUGGCAAGGUAUAGUAGCUAUCUUUAAAUAUAUACUCCUAAGCAGUAUUAUUUUAAAAUUCUUUUCCCCUGCCUACCUCCCCUACCCCGUAUCCUCCUCUCCUCUAAUUUGGAGACACUCCAUCACAAACUUUUCACUUUAAAGGUAGUUUGCCAUCUCUCUAGAGCCCUCACCACUGUGCCCAUUCACCAUGUACAGAUGGCAGAACUUCUGAGAUGCACUGUUUAACUGUUAAAAUAGUAACC
Molecule: messenger RNA, 1251 nt
Organism: Hippopotamus amphibius kiboko
Lineage: Eukaryota; Metazoa; Chordata; Mammalia; Artiodactyla; Hippopotamidae
Product: chloride intracellular channel protein 4-like
Exons: 1
Coding region: 119-868 (249 amino acids)
Source: RefSeq, a predicted model, not a curated record